CUGCGCAAUGAAAGCAUAGUCCGUACAAUAAUGGCCGUCUACAAUAGCAGGGAUGUGAAAGUAUGAUUGAGGCUUUUUUACAAAUGGUUUGAUUCAGCUGAAAUAUGGAUACAAUUGUGCAUUUAAUUUUAUAGGAAAAUAAAUGUGUUUUGAGAUGACGUAGGAAUUAUAGCAUCAAUGGCAGGCAAAAGCAGGGAUUUAGAGAAGUGCUUUGAAGAAUCACAAGAAACAGGCACGCUGAGCAUUGCACGUCGAAAUAUGAAAGAAUUUCCAAAGAGCAUGGAGAACUUUGAUCUAGCAGAUGUUGUACGAGCAGAUCUUUCACAAAACAAGUUUAAUGAGCUGCCACGAGAGCUGAGUGAUUCUUUCAUGUUAGAAUGCUUAAAUUGUGCAUUCAAUUACUUGAAGAGCAUACCUGACCUAAGCCACAUUCAUUCAUUAAAUCAUCUGAAUUUGAGCCACAACCAAAUACCAGUCCUUCCUGUGCAUAUUUGUUCUCUACCUUUAAAAGUUUUAAUAAUGAAUCACAACAAAUUGCAUGCCGUUCCGAGUGAAAUUGGUCUUCUAGGAAAGCUACAGAAGUUGGAUCUUAGUUGUAAUGAAUUAACAAAUCUACCAAGCACAAUGGGCGAAAUGGUGUCAUUGCGAACUUUAAAAGUCAGAAGAAAUCAGCUAAUUUCCUUGCCAGAUGAGGUCAGUAAACUGAAGAAUUUGGUGCAUAUGGAUAUUACAAGCAAUAAGAUUUCGAUAAUUCCACCUGCAUUUCGACUCAUCACUUCGCUUGUUGUUUUCGAACUGAAAGAUAACCCGCUGACGUCACCGCCAGCACAGAUCUGCCUGAAGGGCAGGAUGCACGUGUUCAAGUAUCUUAGUCUGGCUGCCCAACAGCAAGAAAAGACUUGGUCUUUGGAAAGAGAUUCUCGAAGAAUGACAAAGAGAACACCUUCUUCGAGCAGUAUAUCAAGUAACAGCCUUGUUGAAAGCGACCUUAAACUCAAUCACAUUGAUGAAAAUGGAAAGAUGGCUGAUGGUGUUGAUGUUGUUGACAACAGAGACCAAAACCAGAGCGAGGAAAAAGAGGCACUUGCUGAUAAAAGCACUGUAGCACCAAUUGCAACUAAUGCACAUGUAGUCAAGCCCGCGAAACCGCUGGAUUUAAUUGAGCAGGACUUCGGGUUUCUAGAAGCAGACGAAAACCGGCAACUGAACGAUGAGCAGCCAAAAAAGAGCUUUGAGGACACUCGAAAUUUGGAAAGGAGAAUUUUGAAGGAUCACGAGCUUUUGCAGCAGAAAAUGCGACAGCAGGAACGGCCUAAACAAAUAAAACCCAGCAAACCGAAAACUGCGACUUUGAUGCGUAACCAAGAAAAACCGAUGCAAGCAGGACAUAGCACCAUGUCUCUGGAUCGUGCCAGCGUGCGAAAGUACGGGGGCAAAAUGAAAAGCUACAAUAACGACUUAGAAACGCCACAUGAAAACGAAGGGCCAAUAAACGACAUUGCGGAGAGAAAGGAACAGCUUCUCAGACUGAGACAAGAGGCGCUCAUCACCAAACAAAAGCUGGAAAAAAUCAGAUCUGAAUCAGAGUUUAGCCAAGGAAACAUAGAACUUACCCACCCUGCCGAAAUGAGUCCUCGAGCUAGAACUGCUUCGCAUGAAAAUACCAAUUCGACACAGGACCAGCCCAUCUUCGAAGGCAUAAAGAAACGAUCGUCGAUUGGUAAAAACAAAACAGUUAAAGCACUUAAAGAAGGCCACUCCACUUACACAAUGAGACGAAUAUUUGACAGUGCGAAAGAGGAAUUUCAGCAGUUAGAGGAAUUAAGAGAUGCCAUUGAAUCACGCCUGCGCAUCAGUCUUCCAGACGAUCUUCCCGCAGCACUUGCAGAUGGAGUAGUGCUUUGUCAUUUAGUGAACCACGUGCGAAAAAGCACCAUACAGGUUAUUCAUGUACCAAGCGCGGGAAUGCCAAAGUUGACAAUGCCAAAAUGUUCAAUGAAUGUAGAUGCAUUUUUAGAGGGGUGCCGUAAACUGGGCGUUGAAAAGGUAAAUCUUUGCUCGCCUCCGGACAUCUUAGAGGAGAAGAAUCCCAACAAAGUUUGCAAAACGGUGCAAGCGUUGCUGCAUGCAACGUCAGCUACAAAUUUGUGAUAUAAGAUGGCGCCAAAUUUGUUGAUAAUGUUAUACAGACUAAUUUGUAAAAAUUUUGGUUGUAAUUUUUUAACUAGGAAUCGUAGAAAACUGAUAAAUGUAUAACUAAACGGAGGCAAACAGCCGCUCUUUGCCCCUUGGCCACUUGGAGGCUUGGGCAGAAGACCGUUACCUUAUCAUAAUCGUCACCAAGUAGAAUCUGGAAAGUGGUUGUAUUUCAAUGCAAUACAUUUUAUUAUCAUAUGAUUGGGGUAUAUCGGGCCCGUCUUCAAACCACAUGACUAAGGCUUCCCUUGUCAGGCCUUGGGCCAAUGUUCGAAAAUUUGGUCGUAAUGAGCCCAGUGAAGGAGCCGUCAAGGGAUAUUCCUGGACAUAUUUUUUGGUCCGUUCGCUCUAUUUAUAGACAUGUCCUUUCAAUGCCCGUAGUUCUGAUAUUUUAAUUAGAGCUAAACUCUACCAACGCACGGCUGAAAGCUGGUGAGAAACUGACCCCCUUCUUUGAAGCACUGUCCUUAUAGCAUGUUACAUAUGAUAAACCUUCUUGUGCUCAACGCAAAUAAUUUCAUAGAGAUCUUUUGAAUGCCUAUUUCCAAUAAAACUAAUUGCAUUUUACCAACUUUCUCUCCUUUUAAAGCUUCACACUCAUUAGAACUGCACAUUUUCAGUAUACAAAAACUACAGAGUUUGGGUCUACCUCGCUUUCCCUCGUCGUUUAAUAUAAAGAAAGAUGCCAAAUUUAAUCAGAAGUUACCUCAUAAGAAUUGCUUUCCCGGGCCUUUCUCAACAAUCGCGGGGCAGCCAUUUAAUUCCGCCUACCAAACACACACUCAUUUUUUUCUAGUUCAUUCGAUUUUGUUCCAUCGUUAGAAACAGUAUAAAGUUAAGAAUGGGCUAAGACAGGUACUAUAUUUUUCAACUGGAAAGCACUGCAGUUUUAUAGAUUCGCAUGAGUUUCCUUAAUUAUUCUGAAAGCAGUCACACAAACGAUUUAGG
Molecule: messenger RNA, 3144 nt
Organism: Rhopilema esculentum
Lineage: Eukaryota; Metazoa; Cnidaria; Scyphozoa; Rhizostomeae; Rhizostomatidae
Product: leucine-rich repeat and calponin homology domain-containing protein 1
Cellular component (GO): cytoplasm
Molecular function (GO): protein binding
Source: RefSeq, a predicted model, not a curated record